AACGACAUUUAAUGACAGAUGCAGCUGACAGUUCAUAUUUAACAUCGGAUUUGGAUUAGUUGUUGAUGCCGUUACGAGAAAAUGUUCUUGCCUUGCAUUUCGCAAGUGACUUAACUGUAGGCGAUUCAUUCAAACAAGCCAAUUAUUUUUUAACUACUUAGUAUAGUUUCGUUAAUUUUUUUAAUUUUUGAGGGCAAUAUCUUUUAGCACAUGUAAGCAGCUGCGGGAAACCUUGUCCUCAUUUCAAACGGUAUGUCACGAAGUGGAAAUAGUGCAAAACAGAACAAAAAUUGUUACAUGGGAUGAAUGAGGAGGAUCUUCUUAAAAGGUCUGCUGAAGAGCGAGAAAAAAUAUUUAAACGUUAUGAACAAGGAAGAGAGGGUGCUGAAAUCGAUCCUUGGGAGGAUCCAGGAUUUGAAGUAUAUCAUGCCACAGACAGAUAUGGUUUCAUCCAUGAUAAACGUUUACCAUCCAAAGUGGAUCCGCAGGAAGCAAAGAAGCUCCAGAUUGAAGUAGAACGUCAAAAAAAGUGGGUCAAAAUGUUGAGAAACUGGGAAACUGGUAGUGUUAAGGAAAAACUUCAUUCUCGUGUUUAUAAAGGCAUUCCAAACUCUCUACGCAGCGAUGCUUGGUGUAAAUUGUUGCAAGUGGAAAAAGUAAAAAAAGAAAACAUGGGGAAGUACACUGAGAUGAUGAAACUAGCCCGAAAAUAUUCUACGGACGCUAGGCAAAUAGAUUCAGAUGUAAAUAGACAGUUCAGAGAGCAUUUGCAUUAUCGUGAGAGAUACAGCAUCAAGCAGCAAUCUUUGUUUAAUGUUCUUACGGCCUAUGCAAUGUACAACUCAGAAGUAGGAUAUUGCCAAGGUAUGUCUGGUCUGGCCGGAGUUUUAUUGAUGUAUAUGGAUGAGGAAGAUGCAUUUUGGGCCGUACAUAUUCUGCUAUCAGACCCUAAAUAUGCUAUGCAUGGAUUGUACAAAGAAGGUUUUCCUAAGUUGACUAGAUUUUUGGCACAUCAUGAUAAAAUUCUCACUAAGUUACUGCCAAAAGUGAAGAAGCACUUUGACAAGCAUGGGUUGGAUGCCAUUUUGUACUCCCUGAAAUGGUUUUUUGUCUGUUUUAUCGAAAGGGUACCUUUUAGUUUAUGUUUGAGGAUUUGGGAUAUUUACUUAUUAGAUGGCGAGCGGGUAGUUACUGCAAUGGCUUAUACAAUACUCAAGCUACAUAAACGAAAUUUACUAAAAUUUAAUGACAUGGACUCUAUUGUACAUUUCAUUCAGGUUAAGUUAUACAAGGAUUUUUUAUACGACGACGAUACUGUUGUUAGACAAUUGGAGCAUAACAUGGACGAACUUAAGAGGCAUAAAUUGGACCAUCCGGGUCCUCCGAGCAGCGAUGAGUUGCCUACGCGGCCAUUUGGUCUAUUUAAGGAACCCACUUUCGAUCAAAUCGUUGGAUUUCGAGCGGAGAAGUUUAGUGAAAAGGAAAAGCAAACUCAAGAAAUAGUGACCCUGACUAGCGAUGCCGCGCGAGAAACUACUGAAAGAGACAAGGAGAGCCAUCUAUCGGUAGGAGAUUCAGUCGGAUUCGCAGAAAUUGCCGGCCAGGAUUUUCCAGAAAACUUAUGGAAAUUUUUGAACCACGGUUACACGAUUUUAGAAAAUACGAGCGCAACUGGCGAGGACAUUUCCGAAAAAUUUGGUUACUUACCAGGAUCAAAAUUUUCAUUUGAUCCGAGCCUGGACGAUGCCAGCUCUCUCCUAGAUUGCGACCAUACUGGCUCCAGAAGAUCGUUAGCGGACACUAGCGUAACAUCGACCGCAGAUUUAUCUGUGUUUUCAACGGUAACCAGAUCGCAGGCUCACGAGAAUAGCUUGGAUACUCACAGCAACAUGUCGGAUAACUCGGUGGGAGCCGCCAGCUCAGUUGGCUCAGGCUUUCACUUUACAGGCAUAGCGGGUUUGCCAAAACCAUUUAGCACUCAAUCUACCCCAAGAGCCACCCCGCAUAAUCCAAGCCCCGAUGUCUUGCGAAUAUACGUUCCCUACUCACCUUUGGAUACGCCCAUACCGAGCCCCCAUAACGGGGACUUGCCCAAAAUGUACCCCAGUUCUUUUCCUGAAAUGAACAAAAUUAGAAUCAGGAUAGAUAAUGACGAACUGGCCACUCCUCUAGUGGAACACGGUCAAAUUAAGCAUUUUAGAUUGGAGAAUCCCGAGAUAGAUUUAAAAUAAAACGGAACAAUAAUAUCGAGUCUAUGUUUGCUUCAACGAGAAAUAUUUGUAUUUAUCGGUUUAUUCGUCGUUUGGGAAAAACCAAACCAGAAUAAACGAGAUAAAAAAAAAGAUACAUCGACCACCCAACAAAUGUUUUUUGCAGUUGUCGGUCUAUUUUGUCUGCAUUUUAAUUCUAGUCUAAGUUAUGUAAGACAAUAUCCAAAAUCUAUAAUACCGACGGCAUUUUUGUUUUUUGUCUAUACUGUUUGCGGUCACGUUAACAACAGGGUUAUUUGUCUUAUUCGUUGUCCAACAGUGUUCGGAGCAAUAGUUGGUGUCAGAAACAAUAACAAAUACCAGCCUUGGUCAACAUUACUCUAUAAAUGCGUUCCGAGUUUACAGAAAGCCAAUAAAAAGGAAUGUUGUAGAUUCCCUGUAACUAUCGGAUCUCUGUUUACCAGCACCACCUAGAGUUACAGGACUAACUAAUUUUAGCAGAAAAUUUCAACGAACAGUUUCUUAAAAUGAUACAAAAAAAAUACACAACCGCAAUGCUUUCUAAUUAAUAUCGCUAAAAAGCAAAAAACUGGGUAGUGUUCCAGUUUUCUGUAUCCAUUUUGAUAGCUCUAAGUUGCGUUACGGCCAUAGUAUAAUUGUUUGCUUAUUAUUCUGGUACAAUCCGCGACUCUCUUUUUAUUAGUUGCCUCUACGAUUCCAACCCAGUCCAAGACUGUUAUCCGACGAUCGUGUAUGUGUUUUACCAUUUAUAGUGCAAAUUUAGCGUAUUCAUAUAUAUUUUUAGUGUGUUUAUUAUUUAAUCUAUCAUUUUUACGCUUUAUAAGGCUAUUGGAUUAAAUUUUGCUAAAGGAUAAAUGAAGAUCAUAUAGAAUUUGUGUAGAGAAAUUAAAAAGAUUUGUAAGGGAACGUAAUAACUUUAAGAUAUCUUAGCAUUUUUUCGUUUUUCCUGUAAUAACUAAUUCAUUGCGAUUAUUUCGCAGUAGACAUCCCCGAAAUAAUCUGUAAAAGCAGCAUGGAACGUUUAUUACUUUUAGUUCGUACACGCCUUGAGAGCUUGUUGGAACAAACCUUCAAUUUUUUUUUAAGGGAAACGCCAUCGGGUCGUGUAAAAAAAAUCGUUUUUUGUGACUUCUUUAAAUUACAAGAAAUAUUGUUCUGAUGUAGGCUGAAUAAUGUGAAUAAUCCUGUUGCGAACCAGUUACCAAUUAUUUCGAAAGAGAUCUGUUCUUGCAGUUUUAAAAUUUGUAUUUUUUUAGAAGUUAAUAUUAUUAAUAAUUAUCAAAUGGUACAUUCGUGAACAUACUUCAAAUUAUUCUAUGUAAGUGUUCAUUAUACUCUAUACUAAUAUUUAUUUCGUAGAGUUAUAGAAAUUGUACAUACAUUAAAAGAUUACAAAAUUGCUGGAAUUUAAAAACGUGUAUUUUUUUAUUGAUUCUUUUAGACCAAACUGAACAAAUGUGUAAAAUGUUAUUGUUACAUUACCUAUGUAAAAAUUAUGAAAGUAGGCAAUAACUUUCUCUUGUCCGAUAUUAAUUGUAAAUUUCGAAAAACUCAUUAGAAAUAUUGUAAUUAGCUAUUCAAGAAUCCGUGCUUCGAUUAAAAUAUAUGUAUAGUGUAAUAGGCUUACCCCAAUUUCCAUAGUAAAUAAGAUUGUUUAAUUAGAAGAAAUUUUAAAGUUUAGAACGUCCUAACAGUUUUAAAUGUCAUAUUUUCUCCAUGAUUCUAUUAACAUACCUACGUAGUUCGAUAUUUAUGAAAUAUAUAUGUGGUUACUGUGCCAUAACCAAAAACUCCGUUUUCUUGCAAUGAAUUAAAUUAUAUUCAGGUCGUUUGUUCAUGUAGUUCUUUGUUUACACAUUUUUCUUUGCCUUUUAUAAACGAGUAGAUAGUAGGUACUCGGCUGAAAAUGGGUGCUCGGAAAAAACACCUAAGAAUAAAUACACACUAACUAAAAAAUUAUUUGUAUUUCAAAAAUGUCAAUUGAUUAAUGGCUUUCAUUUUA
Molecule: messenger RNA, 4233 nt
Organism: Cylas formicarius (sweet potato weevil)
Lineage: Eukaryota; Metazoa; Arthropoda; Insecta; Coleoptera; Brentidae
Gene: RN-tre
Product: USP6 N-terminal-like protein
Exons: 9
Coding region: 303-2231 (642 amino acids)
Source: RefSeq, a predicted model, not a curated record